Messenger RNA from Beta vulgaris subsp. vulgaris (sugar beet), 1970 nucleotides. RefSeq lists its product as uncharacterized. The record is from RefSeq and is a predicted model, not a curated record. The transcript has 13 exons. Bases 335 to 1657 code for a protein of 440 amino acids. NCBI's taxonomy places the organism in Eukaryota, Viridiplantae, Streptophyta, Magnoliopsida, Caryophyllales, Amaranthaceae.
CCUAGAUACCAUUUCCAGCAAAUCUCCGCCUCUUCUUUCUCACAACUCCUCUUCCUUAGAGAGAGAAAUUCUUGAAACUCCUGUUAAAAUUCAUCUCUCUAUUCCUAUUAAUAAUUUAAUGGCUAUUUCUUCUUCUGAAUUAUUCUCGAUUAAUAAUUCCAAGAAUUUGAGUUGGUCGCAUUUAAACACCAAAUCAAUCAAUUUUCCCUUGUUGAUUAAUUCUUCUGUUAAUUUUUAUCACUCUUCCAGCUUUUUAGAUCAGCUUUCUACUUGUUUCUGACACUCAUCAUCAUCUUCUUGUUCUUUUGCCACCUUACAAAUCUUUCUUGCUUCAAUGGGAAAGCGCAAUUCAAAUCGUAAGAAUUCAGCAGCAAUGCUGGAUAGCGACGACACCGAUAGUGUAAGCUCGUCGUCUUCAGUCCGUUCUGAUAUGGUUUCGGUUGGGUUUGGUUCGGAUGUUGAUAAGGAUAGCUUAUUGGAUCAACAUCUUGAUGCUUUGUAUGAGAAAAGGAGUUCAACAAGGGAGAAGGCUUUGGAUUCUAUUAUUGAAGCAUUUAGUCAGAACUUACAGCAUGAAUUUGUUGAAAAGAAAUUUGCGACCCUGUUUCAUCAGUGCCUAAAUUCCAUCAAGAAAGGCUCUGCGAAGGAGGUCACUUUGGCGUCUCAUGCUAUUGGUCUAUUGGCAUUGACAACUGGUUCGGGAAAUAAUGCGCGUGAAAUACUUGAAGAAUUAGUCCCUCCAGUAUCACAGGCUCUCAGGUCAAGAUCUGAAUCAUCGAAAGUUGCAGCGUUAUUAGAGUGUUUGGCUGUCGUCACCUUCAUUGGUGGGGAAGACCCCGAGGAAACAGAGCAGUCAAUGCAGAUAAUGUGGCAAGUCGUUCAUCCUAAAUCGGGUGCCAAUGUAGUAGCAAGUAAACCCUCACCAGCUGUCAUAGCAGCAAUGGUAUCAGCAUGGUCGUUUCUUCUCACAACUGUUAACGCGUGGAGUUUGAGUAUAAAAGAUUGGCAAGAAUCGAUUUCUUAUCUGUCUACUCUCUUGGAUAAAGAUGAUCGCUCUGUGCGUAUUGCCGCUGGUGAAGCAUUGGCUGUGAUAUUUGAAGUUGGAGAUUUUGAAAGAUUUUUUAGUGAGAAAAAUGGUUCCAGUGAUAGCACUGAUAAGGAUACACGAGAUGGAUAUGUACAUUUAAAAGGACUAAGAGGCAAAGUCCUAAAUCAAGUAAAAGAUCUUGCUUCUGAGGCUGGUGGCAAAGGAACGGCUAAGAAGGAUCUGAAUGUCCAAAGAAACUUGUUCAGGGAUCUCUUGGAUUAUCUAGAGGAUGGUUAUGCUCCUGAAGCCUCUACAAAAAUUGGUGGCGAGACUUUAGCCACAUCAUCAUGGUCAGGGCUUAUACGGUUAAAUUUUCUGAAGCAUUUCCUUGGGGGAGGAUUUGUAAAGCAUAUGCUGGAAAAUGGGUUCCUGCAUGAAGUCUUUGGAUUCACUCCAAAGAAAAAGGCUUGGGGCAAUGAAGAUCAUUCAAUGGAAAAAUCUUAUGAGAAGAGAUUGUACAAGUCACCAAAUUCUGCAGCUGCUAAAGCACGAACGCAAUAUAUGAAUAAACAACGAAUGAUGUUACAGGAUCGGAAGAUUGGUCAUUUCGCUGCUGGUGGCGAGGAAUAAUAAAUUUAUUUGCCAGCAAAACACAUGUUAAUGUGGCUUAAACCAUGUAGUGAAAAUUCAUAUUUGCCUUGUAUCUUAAAUAUUUGAUGUCUGAUUUAUUGAAUAGAGUUGUUGUUAUUCAAUAAUAAUGUGAAAGAUCAUCACUUGUAAAUUCUUGAGUGUUUAUGAGAUUGCUAUCACUCUUGUACUAGGUAUAUAUCAACAGCUUGACGAAUGUUAAAUAAACAAAACCGUGAAACUGAAGGUAUGACUUAUAAGUGAUCACUUGUCAGUUCAAGGUACUGCUUUGGUAUGUUUUUUUUGAGCUGCCUUG